AUGACCGACCAAAAGCCCGCCUUCCAGGCGCUGUCAAGCGAUAAUCGCGGUGCUCUCAUCACCUUGACCUCGGUGUGCCUCCUGAUUGUGGCCAUAAUCUUUGUGCUGGCCAAAUUCAGUUCGGUGAUUUAUUUUAAGCAGCGACGGACAGCAGUCAAUACUCCCAUCUGGGUCGCUUUGAUUAUUGCAAUUGUUCAAGUCGUUGUCUUGCAGAAGGCUGUUGACCAUGGACUGGGAAAGCAUCAGGACCGGCUUAGUGGAGGUGACAUUCAAGCCUGGAACAAGUUCGCUUUUGCUGCUCACAUCCUGCUCAUCGUUGUCUUGUCGCUUUCGAAAAUCUCGACCAUCCUGUUGGUUUGGAAGUUAACGCCGAGCAAGAGCCUCGGUCACAGCUGUGCUGUCACCGUUGGUAUAGUUGUCGGGUGGUUGAUAUUCGCAGUGUUGAGCAUAGCUUUCCAGUGUGAAUUGCCUGAUGUGUGGCUAUACUCCCCCGAGCGAUGCGCUGGAGAGGGAGCCCUGUUGUACCCGAUCGCUGUCUUCAACAUUCUCACAGAGAUUGUAAUUGUUGUCCAGCCGUUUAUUAUGAUGCGGAAUGUCCAGAUGGCCUGGGACAAGCGGGUGAAAAUCUUGUGCUCCUUCUCUUUGCGCCUAAUUGUUGUCGGCCUCGGAAUCGCCCAACUAGCCCUCCUACCUUCAUUCACCCACUCGGCCGAUAUCUCCUGGGAAAUUGUAAUUUGGGAAACAAUGGGGCAGGCAAUGAUGCUCAUAUCCGUCAUAAUCGCCUGCGUCCCAACGCUCUACCACAUCUUCGCCGGCCUGCACUCUGGCCUGACCACAACCCAGAUCCCCGGCGAGAUCGGGCUCGAACUCCCGCAGACCAAGGGCAGCGGGUAUAUUAACCAAUUCUCAUCGGGAGGAAGCCAGUCGCAUUCGCGGUCGAGGAAUAAUAGACGGUCAAUGUUUGAUGGAUGGGGAGAUCAGACCGGGGUUUUCACUGAGGUUUCGUCGGGCCGGGAUCCAAAUCAUAAUGAUGUGGGUGUUAGGCGGUCUAAUUCAAGCGAGGGGACUGAGAGUACGCGGCACUUAACGCAAGAACUCCAACGGAAGGGAGCCGUGCUAAGGACGGUGAAUGUCACGGUAGAGGUUGAGGAGGACUAUCAUCGGGACCGGCUUUGA
Molecule: messenger RNA, 1176 nt
Organism: Penicillium expansum
Lineage: Eukaryota; Fungi; Ascomycota; Eurotiomycetes; Eurotiales; Aspergillaceae
Exons: 4
Coding region: 1-1176 (391 amino acids)
Source: RefSeq, a predicted model, not a curated record